This is a messenger RNA of Serendipita indica DSM 11827, 1779 nucleotides long. The record is from the annotation of a GenBank genome assembly. NCBI's taxonomy places the organism in Eukaryota, Fungi, Basidiomycota, Agaricomycetes, Sebacinales, Serendipitaceae.
AUGGCAUCUCCAGCUGUUUCCAAUAAUUCACAACAAAUAGCAUCGACGUCGAAUAGCUAUCUAUCCUCUCCAACAAAAGAACCUUUGUCGUCCAAGACGGAUAUUUCCAAGGAUGAACCUGUCAGCCCGCCUCCACCGUCGCGCAAAGACUCGGAUACGGCACAGCUUGUGGAAGCUGAACUCGCGAACCGGUUGAACAAGGGUGGUUGGAAGCGGUUGUCCCUCUCGCAUUCACCUCUGACACCGAUGACCCCUUAUUUCAGGCGGACCAAGACGCCGGUGACCCCAGCAGACACUGAAGGCCCAGAGCCUGGACAAACUGACGAGCGUGCGGUCCGAGAGGGUGGAGCCCCACCUUCCUCGGGUAUCGCGGAGGGUGUACAGCGCGCAAAGAGUGGACGUACUGGUGCAGAUGAAGAUAGCAAUGGGGAGAGGAGUCGGUUGAGAAAGCGUGCGACUGUUCUGCGACAGGCAACGGACGCAUCUGGGUCCGUCGAGCUUGACGGACUCACUCGCGUAAACACUCGCUUGGCGAUGCAGAAACUUGGCGGCCAAAAAGCCCUUUAUCGGUAUAUGGAUGUAUACGAGAACCAGCGUGGGUGGGCUCGUCUCGGUUCGUUCAAGUUUAGCUCUCGCGCUCUCAAGAUAUUCUUUCACUACAACGAUCCAGCCCCAUUCACAAAGUUUGAGCUCACAGAGAACGGGUUAGAAGAGGUCGACCUGCCGUACAACUCGUUGUCCGAAGUACAACUGCCUAGUGCUGACUGGUCAUGGCAUAGUCCUGAAUGGAUGAUUGACAUGGCUGGAGAUGGUAUCACAUCCUAUGACGGCUUUCAGUACAAUACGCAUUUCCGCACCAAGAGUUGGUCGCCUAUCGUGCCGAAAUGGCAUUCGUAUAUUGUGACCUGCGUCCGCCGGCGGCGUUGGUUGAGGUUGAUGGUCUACUUGCCAUCCAUCAGUGCUGCACUGCCGGAUAAAGAUGGAAAGUAUCAUCCACCAGAGAGGCACAUCCCGACUGCAUCUGAGCCGACAUCGCCAUGGCCAGGAGGAUACUCUGCGGGGAACACACCUAUAGACGCUGAAACAGGUCCUCAAGAUGGUGAUGAUGACGAUAGACGUGGGCGCUCGCCUCGCAGCCCUGGUCCCAGCGCAUCCCAAUUUGACACCCAGGAUGUCUGGCGAGGCAAUGCCUACGACUGGUCAAGAUGCCACGCGGCACUCAAGACGCUCCGGAGCGAUGGACGGCGACUCGAGCUCUGGAGAGCCUGGACAGGAGACCUGGGCGAGGAUAGUGAAGAGGUCGACAUGACCGGUAUGGGACGGCUCUCCCUAGAGCGCAAGCGUGUCACUGGAGAGGAUGAUUCUUUGACUAAUAAACUUGGCGUCGUCCAAGUGUCAAGGGACAAUGAGGAUCAAGCUGUUUCGAAGAAGGGAAAAGGAAAGUGGGCAAGAGGUGUUCGCUGGACGGAGGAUAUAGUAUUUGGAAGAGGAAGUACCAUGCGCAUCAAGCAUGAAGCUGGCGAGAAUGGAGAGGAAAAGCGGGUCCUCUCCGAGUUCAUGACCGACGAGCCGCUUGAAGUUGAUAGCUCACGCGCGCCAAGGGAAUACAUCUCCAAUGUUCUUAAGUAUCACGCCGAGGAUAUUCUUGCGCUAUUCAUCUACCCGGACUCGCGUUCCAAGUUUCAUGAUAUCCUACAAAGGACGGGGCUUCUAGAGGCAAUCCCCAAAGACGUGUCAUUUACGUACUCUAAGGAUUUCCGGGAGCGUGUCGAGGUGUGA